Westerdykella ornata is the source of this 1285-nucleotide messenger RNA. RefSeq lists its product as uncharacterized. The record is from RefSeq and is a predicted model, not a curated record. NCBI's taxonomy places the organism in Eukaryota, Fungi, Ascomycota, Dothideomycetes, Pleosporales, Sporormiaceae. The coding region runs from base 147 to 1124 and encodes 325 amino acids. The transcript has 2 exons.
UCCUUUUCCUUUGCCGUUCCCGUGUCUACCCUGAGGUAUAAUGAUUUUAUCAUAAGUGUGGAUUCUUACGUUUCUACUGAUAUCCGCUCCGCUCUAUUUCCUUGCUCCCCACCUGGUCAUCAGAACACUCGAGGACUGGAUGGUCCAUGGCGGGUUUGAGCAGCAUCGAACAACUACCAACUGAAAUCGCGUUUAUCAUUCUAUCCUUCUUGACACAUCCCCGCUCGAGACUACCUGGACUUAGCGAACGGCAAAGCGACCAUGACUAUCCGAUGGAAAAGAAAACAGAGGCUAGAAAAGCCUAUUACAUGAGCCGCCUGGCGCCGCCGGACACUGAUCGGUUCGCAGUGAAUCUGUUUCAAUGGAGGGAUCACCAGCAUCCCUUCAAUGUACUGGCGAUGACCUCACGACGUAUGAGAGAGCAUGUUGAGCGUUUCUGCGCACACCUGGUGAAGAUUCACGGCAAGGCCAACUCACCGGUAACGCAUGCCGAGCACUGCAAGCCAGCGACAGAAAGUCCGGAUCCGAGUGGCAUCGUCUACCGCAAGCUGUGGCUGCAGUAUGCGCCAAGAUUGUGUGUCUAUUGCAAUGUGUUACUUAGCGAGUACCCUCACCGCAGUGUGAUGAGACCAAUCUCUGCUUGUCGAGACUGUUUCUAUGCUCAGGUCUAUUCGAUCAACGAAGUUGCGGAACAGUUCCAUCUUUCCGGCACCGACCUGAGCGCCAACGGAGUCCGCGGCUUCCCUCCUUUCGUCCUGCGUGUGGACGUUGAAGCUCUGGUUUUGAGACUCUAUGGGACGAAGCAAUAUCAUGACAUCCAGGGGCAGAGACGGCUUUGCAACAUCUGCGUCAGAGCUGGGACCAUAGCGAGGACUGUUGCGCUGCGGGCAGCAAGACAAUCCAGAGUCUGGGAUAUCGAGCCCUCGGAAGGGUGGCUCGCAAGAGAGAAGAUACCACGGACUCAGAAUUCACGGCGGGAUUACAACUGGUUUGACUACCUCGAGUACCGGAGAGACCCGUAUUUGUACAAGGAAGAAGACGUGGAGGGGAAUUACUAUUACCUGCGUUUACGCUCGAUAGGGGAGGAACCAGCUCAGUCGCAUUUACCUUUUCGCCAGGGUUGACUCUGCGUUUCCUUCCCAUCUUCAUUCUUGUUCUGUGCUCUUUUCAUAGACAUGCGCUUGCGUGUGUACGUCAGACCGAUGUUUAUGAUCAGAGGAGGAAUAGAGAUGAUAUUGUUGUCUCAAGACUUGGAAGGGGAAAGUUGGAGUAAUCGUUCUGUGGU